GGCAGUGGAGGGAGAGUCAGUUUGUCUAGAGACUUCAACGCGUGCGUUUGCUUGUGUAAUGUCAGUGAAGCCUGCUCCGCACUGCCAUGGUUCGAUCACUGACGUUCGCUGUUUACGUGUCAAGAAUUCUACGACGUCUACGAUGUUCCUCUAAUUUCGAAUGUUAAUUACCGUGCGACGAUGUGUUUCUAUACAUUGCUCUGGACGAUCUCCCGCUCCAAAAAUGCGUUAAUGUGACAGGUCCGAAAUACAGUUGCUUCCGUUGGUUUUCGUCUACCUUCCCAACUGGUACAAUGAUGUCAUUCAAUUAUCCUCACCCCGUAUCUCGGACAUAUCAGUAUAAAAAGAUAACGAAACCACUCCUGGAAAGAAAAAGGCGUGCGCGAAUAAAUAAGUGUCUCGACGAGUUGAAGAAUCUUAUGGUGGAUGCUUUAGAGACCGAAGGAGAGGACAUUAGCAAACUGGAAAAGGCGGAUAUCCUGGAGCUAACAGUUCGCCAUUUACAAAAACUGCAGUCCUUACAAGGUCUGCAUUCUUUCGGAUUGUCGAGCACCGUUGCCAAGAACGACGAGAUCUCUGCCGAAAGCCGGUGGUUGUCUGGUUUCGGGCACUGUGCAGCCGAGGCGUACAGAUUUCUCUCAGCCCUUUCGAAUGAAGGUGCGGAAAAGUUAGCAAGAUACUUGACAGCUGGUCUUCAAAAGAACCGGCCAACGAAUUUAUCGUUGAAAUCGAGUCCGUUACCAGCUGUACCAGGAACAUCUACUGAAAAUGGUAUAAUUCAAGACACCAAUGUAACAUCUUCCGAUCAAAAUACAGCAAUCAACUGUGAGACUAAACAGAACGGAGUUGUGCCCAGUGUUCCGGUUCAAUGUAACACAAUGAUUAAUGUUAACAACAGUAAAAAAUUAACUUCAGACAGUGUUCUUAAUACGAAAGAGCUGAGGUAUCAACGUACAUUAGACAAGAUUAAAGUAGAACAUAAAGAUGAGGAUGAAGAAGAAAUUGACGUAGAACACGUUGAUAAGCAAGAUCCUAUGUGGCGGCCUUGGUAGUUUUUAUAGAAUAGUAUAUUUGAUAGUAUUGUGUAUGUGAUUUUAAUUGCAUAAGAAAUUAUGUAGUAUGUAAGACAAUAGCUUUAAUUUAAAUUAAAUUCACACAUAACCAAACAUGGAAACAUAUAAUUUA
Megalopta genalis is the source of this 1185-nucleotide messenger RNA. RefSeq names its product transcription factor HES-4. The record is from RefSeq and is a predicted model, not a curated record. NCBI's taxonomy places the organism in Eukaryota, Metazoa, Arthropoda, Insecta, Hymenoptera, Halictidae. Gene Ontology annotation, molecular function: protein dimerization activity.